Arachis ipaensis is the source of this 1356-nucleotide messenger RNA. The record is from RefSeq and is a predicted model, not a curated record. Lineage: Eukaryota; Viridiplantae; Streptophyta; Magnoliopsida; Fabales; Fabaceae.
GAGGGGGAAAAUGACAGCGCUGAUCCCACGUUACCCGCCGAAACUCCGAGUGUGUGGGUGUGGCGGCGUGGCGCUUCAAUUCACGAACUCGUGGAAGUGGAAUUGGGAAAAGCGUGAAAUUUUCGAUUAAUUGGAGGGAAAAAGGAAAAAUGUCAAGACGCGAUGUACCUGAUUCUGAUCCAGAUGACGAUGGCUCAGCUUCAAGCUCCGGCGAGGAAGAGGAAGAGGCGGAAGAAACCACCGUUGCCGCGACCGCAAAGACGGUUUCGGAGUACGAGAAGCAGAGGCUAUCGAGAAUAGCGGAGAAUAACGCAAAGCUGGAGGCACUAGGUCUGCAUAAAAUGCUCAAAGAAGAAGAACUAGAUGAUCAUGAUGAUGAUGAUGAUGAGUAUAUCCCCGAUGAUGAUGCAGAAGAACCAGUAUCAGAUUCUUCGGACGAUAAAGAUGAAGAAUUUGUGAUCGGAAAUGCUUCUGGAUCGCGCAAAAGGAAGGUGAAGGACAAAGGUUUAAAAAUGAAAGCUAAAGUGUCUGGGAAGAAGCAUUGUAAUAGGAAUUCAGAGUACGUUGAUGGUGAUGAUGAAGAUGAAGCUUUGAGGCAGGUAAUUUUGAUUUGGUUUAGCGUUUUCGAUAAACAUUCCUCUUUCAAACAUGUAGUGAAGAACAUUACUAAGUCUGAGAAAAAGAGGAAUAUUCAAAAUCAAGAGGAUAAAGAAAGAAAGAAGAACAAGAAAUCGUUUGCUAGUAGACUGCAAAUGACUGAAGAUGAACUCAUUGUACACUUCUUCCAGCUUGAUGAAGCAGGAAAAGGAACUGUAUCAAUGAGAGAUCUACAAAGAGCAGCCAUAGCUCAUGAUUUCUCUUGGACUGACAAAGAAUUGGUCGAUAUGAUUCGUUGCUUUGAUAGUGAUGGAGAUGGAAGGAUAACCCUUGACGAUUUCCGGAAGAUUGCUGUUCGAUGCAACUUGAUUAGAGAGUCUUAAUUUUGUCAUAUAGCAAUUCACAGAUUACUGUAUAAAUUUGCCAUCACUAGAGAGACUCUGAAUGUAUUGAUUUCGUGCGGAGUCACACAUAAUGACGUUACUCUCCAUCUAAUAGCAAUUGUCAGUGAUGAAAUUGACAUAUUUCAAAUUCUAUGUAUUUGAAAAUUAUGUAUAUAGUUAUCUAACUAUAUUAACUUUUAAAUAUUCUAAUUUUGUUAACUUGACAGCUGUGGGUAAAGUAGCAUCUAAUUUGGUCUAGUCACUAGUGGCUAGUAUAUUAGUUUAGAAUCACAAUACCACUUGCUCAUUUUUCUUUUUCCUUAUUUUUGUGAAAACCAAAAAUAGUAUCACAGAAAUGGCAAACCUAAAUAAAAUU